AACCGAAAAAGAAUUCUCUGGGAUGCGAAACAAGGCCGACGUAAUGCAAAAGCCGAACGAAUCACAAGAUUGUUUACUUUCGAAGAGCAAGCCGAUCGUAAUCGAAUUGCAGCUAUGAUUGGUGAAAUGCCAUCGCCAAAAGGACCAUCAUGGCGUUCGUACAUUGAACAUCGAUUACGUGUAAUGAAUGAUGGCAUUGAAACAUACUCAACCAAACAGUAUGCACGCUUGGGACUGGACAAGCAUAUCGAAUCGGUUCGUGCAAUCGACAAAACGGCAUGCAAAAUGGUUCACAAUCAACCAUCAAUUUUCUACAUGGGAGCCAGCGGAUCAACACCAGCUAAUUCGCCGAUUAAGAUCAAGAAACAUGUGCGAUGUCCAGGCACACGGAAGCUGCUUGCGGCCAUUAUGAAACGUGGCAAUUGCAUCAUUCGAAUGGUCGAUGAGUACAUGACAUCACAACAUUGUCCAUUGUGUUUCAAACGAUUUCCACAAGAAACUCGACGUGAUCGAUACAAGAAAUGUGUGGGUUGUGUACCAAAUCCAAUUGUUGGACUACCACGAACCAUCGUAACCAAUGUGAGCAAACGAUUACUACAAAUGCGACGAACAAUUGAACGAAUGUGGCGCGAGAUGCGUGAUAUAGGCGAUGUCAUUGCUGCAACUCUUCGAGAUGGACCGAAUGCAGGUCGUUUGGUGUCAAAGAAGCAACGCUUCUUCAAAACAUGGCUACCAAAUGUUGCAAACGUUGAAAUCGAGGGAGCUGCCGGAGCACAACCAACGCUCACAACUGUAUGGCACCGUGAUAUCGCAGCAGCGAAGCUGAUCCUCUACAAAGGUGAAUGCGUGGUGUUCAAGCGGACAAUUCAUCCAAAUGUACGGAGACCACGCCGUGUUGACAACAAUCAGCCAUUGCCGUUGUAUCGAGGUCAGAAUCAGAAUGUCAACAAUGGACAUCUGCAGCCGCAGUAGUAGCAGCCCUCAUUCAACAACAUUCAAACAAUACUAAAUUUAGAAAUUAGUUUAUAACAAUUAUUUGUUAGUUCGCUAGGCUUGAUUAAAUUGUGGCCUUGCCAAAGUACGAGUACCUCUUGGUAUAAAUUGUACUCGGUAAGUGGAGUCUAU
Contarinia nasturtii (swede midge) is the source of this 1125-nucleotide messenger RNA. RefSeq lists its product as uncharacterized. The coding region runs from base 115 to 972 and encodes 285 amino acids. The record is from RefSeq and is a predicted model, not a curated record. Lineage: Eukaryota; Metazoa; Arthropoda; Insecta; Diptera; Cecidomyiidae. The transcript has 2 exons.